Molecule: messenger RNA, 2690 nt
Organism: Anopheles maculipalpis
Lineage: Eukaryota; Metazoa; Arthropoda; Insecta; Diptera; Culicidae
Product: protein FAN-like
Exons: 7
Coding region: 1-2670 (889 amino acids)
Molecular function (GO): protein binding
Source: RefSeq, a predicted model, not a curated record
AUGGAAAAACAAAGGUUCUCGCUGCUGUUGCUAGAACCGAGCGAAAUCUACUUCGAAGACUUUUCGGUGGACAUAGUGCGGGAGGAGAUGGCCACGCAUCUGGACACCGAGUUUCAGAUGGGUGGUCGGCUGAAGAUGUGCUCCAAGUCGCUGGUGUUCGAAGCGAAAGGCAGCACCAGCGUACCACUGCUAAAGAUCAUGUAUAAAGACUGUACGGCAAUCGAACGGCAGGAAGAUCGGAGAAGUGAUGUUACGGCUGCCGACUGCCAGCGGCUUGCGAUACGUUGCCGGCAGUAUAUCGAAAUGCUGGACGAGAACCGUAUCCAGCCGUACCGAUUUGUGCAGAAGGAGUGUACGUUUCUGUUUUACUUUCAUUACGCUAAGCUGGACGAAUGUCUGCAGCAAAUAUGUCAGCUGUACCGUGCCUCAACGUUACCUUCGUACGAACAGAAUAGUAUGAUAGCUACGAUAGUGUAUUCGCGCCACAGCCGUGUAAGAUUCAAUCCCUAUUGGUUGAACUAUCUUUACGAAAGGACGAUUGGUGAAUUCCAGGUCGAGGAAAUCAAUCCGCUUAUUGUGAAUCCCGGUCGUUUGCUGGUCACAAACACGUUCAUCUACUUGCAGUACUAUAACAACAUCAACACAAAUCCAGUACUCAAAGUUGGUAUAAAGCAUAUAACCGGUCUCUCCAAACAUCGCUACCUAUUGCGCCAAAUUGGGCUAAAGAUCCGAUGGAACGAAAAGCAAUCGACCGAUACAACAGAACAGUGCCUUUAUCUAGUGUUUCGCAAUCAAACGGAUCGUGACGAAUGCUGGAGAAACAUUAGCGACCAACCAGACUAUGCCGCCCCGGAACAAAGCCCCGAAAGCAUGACCUUAAAAUGGCAAAACGGGCUCGUCACAAACUACGACUAUUUGCUUUACCUCAACAGUCUCGCCGACCGUUCGUUUCAGGACUUAACACAGUAUCCGGUGUUUCCCUGGAUACUAACCGAUUACACGUCGGACGAGCUUCAUCUGAACGAUCCGACCGUCUACCGUGACCUUAGCAAACCGGUCGGUGCCCUAAAUCCGGACCGUUUGGCCCGGCUGCGGACACGGUUCGAUGAGGCAGAUGAGCCAAAGUUUCUGUACGGUUCGCACUAUUCAACGCCCGGUUUCGUGCUGUACUAUCUGGUUCGCAAACACCCGGAACUGAUGCUUUGCCUGCAGAACGGCAAAUUUGACCAUCCGGAUCGUAUGUUUAACAGCGUGGCGGACGCAUUCCACAACUGUCUGCACAAUAUGUCCGACUUUAAAGAGUUGAUACCGGAAUUUUACGACACCACCCAGCAGGGCGACUUUCUGCUGAACGGGCUGAAGAUAGACUUUGGAGCACGGUUCGACGGGACGCCGGUUGGCAAUGUGGCGCUACCACCUUGGGCACUGAACUCACCGGAACGGUUCGUCCGUUUGCUGCGGGAAGCACUCGAAUCGGAUCACGUGUCGGCCCGAUUACAUCACUGGAUUGAUCUUAUCUUCGGCUACAAACAGCAGGGUAAAGCUGCGCUCGACGCGGACAAUGUGUUUUAUCAUCUGUGCUACGAAGGUUCGGUCGAUUUGGGUUCCAUCAAUGAUCUAGCCGCACGGCACGCAAUCGAGGUGCAAAUAUCCGAAUUUGGCCAAAUACCGAAGCAAUUGUUUCGUACCGCGCACGUGUCGAAGCUGCUAGCAAUACCGCCAUCGGUCUGGACGAGCACCCAGAUGGUGCUGCGCAAGGAGGCCGAAUAUCACUCGCACAAGGACAUCAUCACGGCCGCUGCAGUGGAUCGGGCGGCUGGGAACAUCUUCACCACCAGCAAGGACGGCACGAUGACGUGCUACAGUACGAGCGAGAAGCGAAAAAUUCGCAGCGUACAGCUGAGCGAUCUGCCCAUCAGCUCGGUACAAAUUGCGGACGACCGGUCGAUCAUCAUGGGCGGCUGGGACGAUACGAUUUUAAUAUAUAAUUUUGACUUCGGCAAGAUUACAAGCACCAUACGGGCGCACGAUGACGCCGUUUCUUGCAUUUCCUACGUGCCGUCUUAUGGAUUGCUUGUGUCCGGCAGCUGGGACUGCAGCUUGAAGAUUUGGAACAAUUAUAGCAACGAUUCGGUGAUCGGGUACCACGUGCUGGACGAAAAGAUCGUUUCCAUCGACACGUAUGCCGGCUCUCGGUACAUUCACGUAGCUGUCGGGUUGCAAAACGGUGAGCUACUGCUGUACAAGCUCGAUUCCCGAACGCUCAACAAACCGACCUCGUACACCCGGGACAAUCACACGCUGCUGCAAACGCAUCGCGGUGCGGUGUGUGAGGUUAAGUUUAACGAUAAAGGUACGCUGGUUGCGUCUUGCGGCGAGGAUCGGGCCAUAUACGUAACGGAUGCUGACAGUAGCAUGACCAUCUGCCGGAAGGAGCUGAACGAGAUUGUUCGGUGUUUGUGCUGGACGCCGGACGGAAAGUAUUUGCUAAUGGGCGACCGGACCGGGCUGCUGCACGUUUGGAACAUGCUGCAGGGUGUGUUGGAGUGUGAAGUGAACAUCCAUAGUGCAUCCGUGUAUCGUGUCGUGUGCAUCGAUGAGAAACGUAUAAUAAGUUGUGGUAAGGAUGACAAUAAUUAUUGCAUCAAGCUGUGGGCGGUUGCAACGUAACAAAUAUGUGAUACUUAUAC